This is a messenger RNA of Pseudocercospora fijiensis CIRAD86, 786 nucleotides long. RefSeq lists its product as uncharacterized. Bases 131 to 751 code for a protein of 206 amino acids. Lineage: Eukaryota; Fungi; Ascomycota; Dothideomycetes; Mycosphaerellales; Mycosphaerellaceae. The transcript has a single exon. The record is from RefSeq and is a predicted model, not a curated record.
CGACCUUAGCAGGACGGUAGAUGGUUUUGCGCAACAGCUAGCGCCUCGCGCUUCACACUCGGUACUUUCGGCAAAUCUCCGUCAGCGCAACUCCUACGAUUGCGGCAUCUUUAGCUUCGUGCGUGCUGUGAUGCAUAUGCACCAGCUGCCUUGUCCCCCGAGCAUAAUUCCGGAAGUCUGGCGUCGAGCCUUGAUUCUAUGUCUCAUCGGGCCAGGGCCAGCUAGUACCUUAUCCGAAGCAUUCAUGCCCGAGAACAUCUUUCAACGACUCCGAAAAGCCUUGAACAUCCAAUGCACUGUUGUUCGGUACCCAGAAGAGCGCUUUGUACUGGACAUACCCUGCGAAAUGGACAACCUAAAAUGGCUACGCGAGUCCUUGCUGCUGUUACAAGCAGAAUGUCAAGGCAUCCUCGACCUCUUUGCUAAGCGCUAUGACUCGAAGGCUGUGAUCGAUUGGCACAGACGGCAGAAGAGUGAAAUCCCUGAUCACUUCAACCGGCAGACUAAGGAUGAGCAUAUUAGGGAUCUCGACCGGAAAAUUGCGGAGAAUGAGAGGGUGCGCAGCAUUGUGGCUCCCUACGAGCAGAAUUUCAAUGCCGCGCAGCAGGCUCUCGAAGAUGACAAGCGAAAAUAUCAGAGAUGGGCUAAUAAGGUGGCUAGGACUGAACGUGAAUUGUGGGAUCGAAAAAUUGCUGCGCUCAAAGCUUCUCUACAGGCAGCGGAAGCCUCGAGGGCGGCAAUAAUGGUAUAGAUCUCUCGCUGUAGCAAUCACGGGAUGCACCUCAG